AUGGUUGGAGAGAAAUCAUCAACACUCAUCGUGUUGGUAGCGACCUGUAUCAGAUUGAUUUUCUUAUCAACGACUGGAUAUCGUAGUACCGACUUUGAAGUUCAUCGAAAUUGGUUGGCUAUUACGUCUUCGACACCGCUCUCCACAUGGUAUACAGAGAAAACUUCAAUUUGGACGCUCGAUUAUCCUCCAUUCUUUGCGUAUUUCGAAUAUUGGAUUUCUUUAUUCGCAAAGCAUCCAAUCGGGACUUUCCUUUCUUUCAAUGAUCCGUUGAUGCUUCGGGUGGAUUCUCUUGAUUACGCCCCGCAGCACGUCAUUUUAUUUCAAAGACUUUCCGUCGUCAUCGUUGAUCUCGCAGUUCUGAUUCCCGGUUGUAUUUCAUUGACAAACUCAAUAAAAUGUCUCCUAGACACAAAUGCCCUAUCGUCCCUAUCAUCUUCCGUCGCCCCAUCGUUGUUUACAAUUUCAAAUAUUGGAUUAUUGAUAGUCGAUCAUUGGAUGGUUGGUAUGGAAAAUGAUUCAACGGGAGAUGAGGCGAACAACUGGAAAAUGCAGAUCAAGACGUCUGGAACUCCCAUUCUUUCUUGCUUUGAGUAA
Condylostylus longicornis is the source of this 597-nucleotide messenger RNA. Its product is annotated as probable dolichyl pyrophosphate Glc1Man9GlcNAc2 alpha-1,3-glucosyltransferase. Gene Ontology annotation, cellular component: endoplasmic reticulum membrane. The transcript is spliced from 2 exons. The coding region runs from base 1 to 597 and encodes 198 amino acids. Gene Ontology annotation, molecular function: dolichyl pyrophosphate Glc1Man9GlcNAc2 alpha-1,3-glucosyltransferase activity. NCBI's taxonomy places the organism in Eukaryota, Metazoa, Arthropoda, Insecta, Diptera, Dolichopodidae. The record is from RefSeq and is a predicted model, not a curated record. Gene Ontology annotation, biological process: protein N-linked glycosylation.